UUACUUUGUGCUGUAAUAUCUCUUGAUACUUUAAUGAUCCGCUCGCGUCUAUCAUGCUAAACAAGAUCCAUAAGUUUAUUUCCUGAAUCAAAUGGUUCUUACAUGAGCGUCAAGAAUAUCUCUACUCUCUGUGAAAAAAGCCUGUGUUUCCAUUAUGAAAAAAAAAGAAUGAAAAUAAAAAGCGCGUUUCCCUUUUGAUUUUAUCAUCAUGUCUGAAAAGGUUGCUCUUAUUCUUGUGGAUAUUCAAAAUGACUUCCUAGAAGGAGGAUCGCUUGCUGUACCUGAUUCAAACAGUAUUUUGAAACCUGUCCUUCAUCUGAUAAGACAGAUAAAGCAAAAGGACGGUUUAGUGAUUGCAACUCAGGACUGGCAUCCACAAAAUCACAUCAGUUUUGCUUCUAAUCAUGAUGAUGUGAACGUAUUUGAUGUGAAGCAAAUUGAAUAUGAAGGUCAGAUCAUAAAACAAGUAAUGUGGCCAGAUCAUUGUGUACAACACUCUUCUGGUGCAGCAUUUUCAGAGAGUUUAGACCUAAAAACCAUUGAUUGCAUUGUACAGAAAGGCAUGAAUUCAUAUGUAGAUUCGUACAGUGGGUUUGCUGAUAACCAAUACAACGAAAUAACUACAUUAGCCAAGAUACUUUAUCAACAUUUUGUCGAUACUGUCUAUAUUGUUGGAUUAGCAACAGACUUUUGCGUUAAAUUCACUUGCUUAGACUCUAUCAAAUUUGGAUUCAAGACAGUAUUAGUCAAGGAUUGUACCAAGCCUGUGGAUGCAAAACAAUGGCAAGUCACAUUAGAUCAAUUGGAAUCAAAAGGUGUGCUUAUUCAAGCAUCAAAUGCUUUAUUUUAAACA
This is a messenger RNA of Gilbertella persicaria, 853 nucleotides long. RefSeq names its product nicotinamidase. The transcript is spliced from 4 exons. Bases 209 to 850 code for a protein of 213 amino acids. The record is from RefSeq and is a predicted model, not a curated record. Lineage: Eukaryota; Fungi; Mucoromycota; Mucoromycetes; Mucorales; Choanephoraceae.